ACUGUUUCUGUCACAUGAAAUGCUUCGGUUACUUUCGUCUUUGUGUAAUGUUUAUAUGAAACUUAUUAUUGUGUUGUGUUAUCAUUGUCAAUAUAACCACUCAAAUAAAUUAUAUGUAUCUCGUUUAUUAACUGGACUUCUAUGUAUGGGUGCUUGAUAACUUCAAAUCAUUGUCUGUUUUAAUAUUUAAUAGUGUAGAAACUUUAGCUGGAAUAGGCUAUUGAUUUGUACAAAAUGAAGUUGUUUAUCCUAUUAAUAAGUUUAGGAUUAUGUUGGGCAAGAUAUAAACAUGUUCAAAACAAUUACCAACCAGAACAAGUUCAUAUUUCUUUUGGAGAAAAAACCAAUGACAUUGUCAUCACUUGGUCUACCUUUAUAAAUACGGGAUCAGAAGCAAAAUAUGGAAAGAAUCAGAUGAACAAACAUGCCAGUGGCUCCAGCAAACUAUUUACAGAUGGCGGCAAAAUGCACAGGAAAGAAUGGAUACAUCGCGUAUUGUUACCAGAUUUGGAAUUCAACACACGUUAUAUGUACCGAGUGGGGUCUGACCACGGCUGGUCGGAAAUGUUCUCGUUUAAGACCCCUCCUGCUGGCGAAGAUUGGGUGCUCCGCAUAGCAAUAUAUGGCGAUAUGGGCGUCAACAAUUCAAUGUCGUUACCGUACUUGAAGGAAGACGUGGCGGAAGAUAAAUACGACAUGAUCCUCCAUGUGGGUGAUUUUGCAUACGACAUGAACGAGGAGGAGGGCCGAGUUGGUGACCGAUUUAUGAAUAUGAUCGAGCCGAUCGCCGCUCGAGUGCCAUACAUGACCUGCCCGGGGAACCAUGAAAGUGCCUACAACUUCACACAUUACUCGAACCGUUUUACGAUGCCGGGUCAGGAAUCGAACCUGUACUAUAGCUUCGACGUGGGGCCAAUUCACUUCGUGUCCAUCUCAACUGAGGUGUAUUACUUCACGCAAUACGGAAUCAAAUUGAUAAGUUACCAGUAUGAGUGGCUGAAGAAAGAUUUGGCUGAGGCCAAUUCUGCUGCUAACAGGAAGAGUCGCCCAUGGAUAAUAGUAUUUGGACACCGUCCGAUGUAUUGCAGCAACUCUGAUGACAUCGACUGCAGUUUAGAAUACACUAGGACUGGCUUGUUCGGAUUGUUUGGUUUAGAACCCCUACUGAAGGAGUUCGGAGUGGACCUCGUAAUAUGGGCGCACGAGCACUCGUACGAACGCACUUGGCCGCUGUACGACACCAGGGUCUACAACGGCUCCUACGAACACCCAUAUGUGAACCCCAGGGCUCCAGUGCACUUAGUUACGGGCUCGGCAGGCUGUCGGGAAGGACGAGAUCACUUUAGGCAUAAUUCGGCGAAAUGGUCGGCGUUUAGAUCGCAAGACUACGGCUAUACUAAGUUAAAGGCCUACAAAAAAGGGCCCAUUUAUAUAGAACAGGUGUCAGCAGAUCUUGAGGGGAAAGUUAUUGAUUCAUUUUGGUUGGUCAAAAACACGUAGUAUUAAAUUAUUCUAUAAUAUUUAUACUUAUUUUUAGUAACGUAUUCGUCCUUUCGUUCUCUAUAAGGAUUGUUUUAUUUAAUGCCUUGGUUGCAUACCAAAUAUUAACUAUGCAUUUACUAUUACCAUUCCCUCUAUACGUUGUAACUAUCAUAGCCAAUUAUAGUGUCUUAACAUAAGCUAUUUAUGUAAUUAUAAGGUAGUGUGUAAAACUGCAGGGAUUUUACUAACGUAGUUAAUCUUAACAUGAA
Molecule: messenger RNA, 1751 nt
Organism: Achroia grisella
Lineage: Eukaryota; Metazoa; Arthropoda; Insecta; Lepidoptera; Pyralidae
Product: acid phosphatase type 7-like
Exons: 10
Coding region: 235-1500 (421 amino acids)
Molecular function (GO): metal ion binding; acid phosphatase activity
Source: RefSeq, a predicted model, not a curated record